CACCCCAAAUCGUGAUAUACCCGAAAUCGUGAUACCGGAUGUUUAUAGUUAAAUGCGCACGCGCUAUUUCGUUUCGACGUCACAAACCCGGAUAUCGGCGUUAGAAGUGUCAAAGAAGUUUUCUGUCGACAAAAUGCUUCGUAUAAAGCUAGGAGGCGUUUUUGGGAGUCCCCCACCUACCAAAAGAAAAUACAGGCAGUAUUCACCAUCAAGUUUGGAUAAGGCAUACCAGUGUGCAGUUGAGGGUGAGCUGUCUGUUAGGAAGGCAUCCAAGGUCUAUGGUGUGCCUAUGCAGACCUUAAGGGACAGAGUUCUUGGACAUAUUGAGCCAGAUACGACUAGGUCAGGUCCUGGGCCACUUUUGAGUGAAUUUGAGGAGGCGAAAUUGGUAGAUCAUAUCAAGGACAUGGCAUAUGUUGGGUACCCAUACACUAGAGCAGAGGUCAUUAACACUGCUACAGAAUUUGCAACAUGUCUUGGUAAACGUUCAAGAGAAAAGUCACUUACUUAUAAGUGGUUCUAUGCAUUUUUAGGUAGGUGGCCAGAGUUGAAAGUUCAGAGACCUAAAACUAUCUCUGAACUUCGAGCAAAGGCAACUAGUAGAGAAAGUAUUAAUCGUUAUUUUAACGAACUCAGGUCUAUCUUGGACAAAUAUGAACUGACAGAUUGUCCAGAAUCAAUCUAUAAUGUGGACGAGAAAGGUGUACAGCAAAAUUUUACACCUUCCUAUGUUGUUGGCCCAUCUGAUACCAAGACAUCUGUAGUAACUUCAGAGAGGUCCAGUACAACAACCAUACUUGGAUGUGGAAAUGCACUUGGACAACAGAUCCCUCCCUACUUUGUGUUUGCAGGAGCCAGAAUGAGGGAUGAGCUAAUGGAAGAUGCUUCACCAGGUGCUCAGGGCACAGUUACAAAAUCUGGAUGGUCAAACGGUGAAGUUUUCCAGAAAUACCUCCAGACUCACUUUGUGAAAUAUGCCACUGGAAAGCGACCCAUCCUCCUAUUAUAUGAUGGGCAUAGGUCCCAUAUUACACCAUUUAUUAUUGACUGGGCAAUAGAACAAAAUAUUAUAUUGUAUGUUUUACCUCCCCACACAUCUCAUAUUUUGCAGCCAAUGGAUGUUGGAUGUUUUGGUCCUUUUGCUAAGAUAUAUUCUCAAGAAUGUAACAAGUUUCAAAGAUUUACAGGUAGAGUUGUGGAUAAGUACAGUGUCUGUGCCAUUGCGUGCAAGGCUUAUUCUGUUGCUCUUUCUGUAAAAAAUUUGCAGUCCGCAUUUAUGAAAUCAGGCAUUUAUCCUUUUAAUCCUGAUAAAAUAGAUACAUCAUUAUUUAAAACGCAUGAGUUAAGAGCAAGUUUUGUGGAUGAAGACACUGUAAGUCAUGACCAUUUGCCAGCUGUCCUUUCUACAGCUGAUUCAGAUGAGACUGUUAAUUAUGCUGAGAAUGAGUCUGUAGCCGAGGAUUCUGAACUUUUGACCGCAGUUCCAUUGGAUCAAGUUACUUCUUCUACACUUGUCCUUCCUCAAACAUCAUCUUCAGAAUGUACAAGUGAUGUUGCUAGUUCAUUUUUUAGGAAAAAGAGACCAGUUUUCAAACCACCUUUUAAAAAAGAAAGAAGGUCUAUAAGUAAAAUAGUUGCAGGCAAAGCUAUUACUGAGCCUACAGUUGCAGCUGAUGUAAAAGAUUACAUAUCAAAUACACAAAGAAAGUCAACUGCAACUGCUACAAAGGGAUUUCGAACCCCUUCCAAAAGCCUGUCUGCUAAGGGUAAUCCAAAGCCCUCUUCAUCUGGAACCUCCAAGUCUGGAGGCCCCAUUGACUUGAGUACACCUCCUUUGAUGGAGGAUAGUGUUGAUGAUGACUCUGUUGUUGAUGAUGAUGAUGAUGAAUUAUGCUGUGUAUGCAACAAAUUUCAACCUGAAGAACUUUCAAACUGCCAUGUUGUUACUUUUUUAAAAUGGGCUAAGUGUGAUUUUUGUGAACACUGGACACAUCUUAUUUAUUGUUCAGAAGUAAGAGUUGUCCGUAGAGGGGAUGAGUUUAGAUGCCCCCACUGUUAAAACAUAUUGUCGUUUACAUCCAUGUUAUUGUUAAAUAUUAUUUUGAUACUCUGUUUACUUGAAGAAUAAUCAAUACAUAUUCGUAAACUAAUAUGAUUUCUUGCGUUUAUCCUUAGGUUUCGGUGUAUUAUUGAUUUUUCUAAACAUAACGAAUUGAGGUAUACCAGUCAAAAAAUAAACCGUUUCCGGUAUACUUUCAAAAUGGCCGCGCCCAAGGCUACAUGAUAACAAUUGUUUGUUUUCCUUUUGUUGGAUAUAUAGAGGUAAGAUAUAUUUUGAUUUAUGAACAGUUUGAAAAUUGUUUUUUGUUGUCAUUAAAUUAUUGUCCGCGUCAAUGCGCUUAACAUAACGAAAACUGGUGACUCGAGGG
Ruditapes philippinarum (Manila clam) is the source of this 2429-nucleotide messenger RNA. RefSeq lists its product as uncharacterized. Gene Ontology annotation, molecular function: DNA binding. Gene Ontology annotation, cellular component: nucleus. NCBI's taxonomy places the organism in Eukaryota, Metazoa, Mollusca, Bivalvia, Venerida, Veneridae. The transcript has 4 exons. The coding region runs from base 53 to 2059 and encodes 668 amino acids. The record is from RefSeq and is a predicted model, not a curated record.